Rhizophagus irregularis DAOM 181602=DAOM 197198 is the source of this 693-nucleotide messenger RNA. The record is from RefSeq and is a predicted model, not a curated record. Lineage: Eukaryota; Fungi; Glomeromycota; Glomeromycetes; Glomerales; Glomeraceae.
AUGGAAUUUGGAGGUGGGUUUACUUUUGAUAAAGAACCAUGCCACCCAGAUAAUUGCUCAUUAUUUAUUGGUGGUGAUAAUCUUGCCGGUAUGACGUCAUUAACUAUUGAAAAUUGGAUCAAAAAAAAUGAAACCAUUCCACAAAAUUUUGCGCAUAUUUUCAAAAAAAGAAAGGAGAAUUAUGGAUUUAUUCAUUUCGUUGACGAGGAAACUAAAAUUAAUUUCUUUGAAGAAGUAGAUGGAAAAAAAUUUAAAAUUGGUCAAGAAAGUGAGGAGGAAUUAACAAUCCAUUUUUUUCCCUUAGUAAGAAAAAAGCAAGCUGAACAUAAGACCGUAGAUUCAAACUAUGGUCCUUCUCAUAAUUUAUAUAAUUUAUAUGAUGACGGAACGAUAUUUUCUUUAUAUAUCAAUAUACCAACCAUCAAUAAUAAAGAUGAAAUAAGUCUUUAUGUAGAUGAUGAUGAUAAAGUUGUUAUCAUCAGUGGCGAAUAUAAGAACAUCAAUAUAGUGGAAGGUAAUCAUUUUAUUAAAAAGUUAAUUCCAACCGGCAGAUUUGAAACUAAGAUUCCAUUACCAUCAAGAAUCGAUCCAACAAAAAAAGUGAAAAUUGAAAAAGUAGAUGCUAUCAGUUUAUUUAAAAUAACAUUUACAAAAGGAGAAGGGUAUAAAAAAAGAAGAUUAUCAAUAGAAUAA